Eufriesea mexicana is the source of this 1628-nucleotide messenger RNA. RefSeq names its product peptidoglycan recognition protein 3-like. Gene Ontology annotation, molecular function: zinc ion binding; N-acetylmuramoyl-L-alanine amidase activity. NCBI's taxonomy places the organism in Eukaryota, Metazoa, Arthropoda, Insecta, Hymenoptera, Apidae. Bases 254 to 1543 code for a protein of 429 amino acids. The transcript has 8 exons. The record is from RefSeq and is a predicted model, not a curated record. Gene Ontology annotation, biological process: peptidoglycan catabolic process.
UAUCUUGCGCAGAUUAUGGCUCGUUUUCUCAAUAUUCAUUGGACAAAGACGUAUAUCGACAGUCGGUUCCAACGAAUUCGUUUCACUUGUUUUCGUAAUACAAUGAUUCGAAGAGGGGAAAGGGUUAAAAGACCCAACGGUCGCUUCUGAGGGACUUCCCGGCCGCGAUCAAUUUUUCGUUUAAAACCGGCGCUCUUUCACGAUUCUCAAUCAGUUAUACUUUUAACCACGAGCUAACACGUCGUCGAGCAUUAUGAAAUCGCCUAUUUUUUUCAUACUUAUAUUCUACGGUCUAACAUUGCUCGUGCCGAUCGAAAAUGUUGACGGUGUGCCUCUCUCCUGGGGGAAUUUUAAAAACGAUUCUGUGAUUCCAAACAUAGUGAGUAGAAAGGAAUGGGGAGCCAGACCACCGGUGGAACAAGUCCUAUUGGAAGUGACCCCAACUCCGUAUGUGGUCAUUCAUCACGGAGGCAUUGCUAAAUACUGUUACGACAAAGCAGCCUGUUCCGAGAUUGUAAGAAGCUACCAAAAUUACCAUUUGGAUGGCCAAGGCUGGUUCGAUAUUGGUUACAAUUUUGUCAUCGGCGAGGAUGGAAACGUUUACGAAGGGCGAGGCUGGAAUUAUGUCGGAGCGCAUGCACCUGGUUACAACACCCAGAGCAUUGGAAUAUGUAUCAUUGGUGAUUUCAGUGAUUUCUUACCCAGCGAAGUAGCUUUAAAGGCAGUGAACACUUUGGUCGAUUACGGAGUGUCUCUUGGCAAAAUCAGCGAAGAUUAUCGCAUCAUUGGUCACCGACAAGUCAGAAAUACCGUGUGUCCGGGCGAGGUGCUUUACAGAUACCUGCAAACCCAUCUACGAUGGACUUGCUGUCCCGUACCAAGGAAUGCGGCGAAAUUCUCUAUGAUCGCGGAAUACGCGAAUAAUGGUACGUAUUUCAUGCAGAAAUCUGUGAAGAGCUAUAUGAAGUUAUUCUUGUUCCUUCUACUCGUCAGUUGUCAAGAGCUGUUUUGUGCAGUGCAUCAGACACCAGUACGUCCAAACAUAAUAUCUAGAUCACAAUGGGGAGCCAAAGCACCGAAAUCGACCAUACGAAAUCUUGCAGUCGAUCCACCGCCAUUUAUUAUAAUCCAUCAUUCGGCUACCGAUGGUUGCACGACUCAAGCGAUUUGCCAGGCCAGGAUAAGAAGUUUUCAGAAUCAUCACAUGAACGAAAAUAACUGGGCAGACAUAGGAUACCAGUUUUUGGUUGGAGAGGACGGAAAUAUUUAUGAGGGAAGAGGAUGGGGCAAACAUGGUGCACAUUCGACGCCUUACAACUCGAAGAGCAUUGGAAUUUGCAUGAUUGGCAAUUUCGUUGGUCAUAAUCCAAAUGAAGCGGCGAUAAAAGCAGUUAAGGAUUUAAUCACAUACGGUGUGGCUAUUGGAAAAAUACAAGAGAAUUAUAAGUUGCUUGGCCAUCGACAAGUAUCGCAAACGUCUUGUCCAGGUGACAAUCUCUACAAUCUGAUUAAAACAUGGCCUAACUGGACGUCGAUCGAAUAAUUAUACUUCAUUCUAGACAAAUGUUUGUCCGUAUUGCGUUAUUCCUUCGAAUAAAAUCAAAUCUUGCUUUUACCCUAACAUCUCG